AUGUCUCAACAACCACAACCUCACAAGCCCUAUACUGAAGCUGACGUGCAGCUUGCCCUCUCUGACAUUAAAUGCGACCAGAUUACAAGCCUGCGACGUGCUGAGGCAGUCUACAGCGUUCCUUGUAGGAUGAUACAACAACAACGUGACGGGAAGCCCUCUAGAUGCGACUGCGAGCCCAGAUCAAAGCGCCUGACAAAGCUAGAAGAGGAG
Molecule: messenger RNA, 213 nt
Organism: Didymella exigua CBS 183.55
Lineage: Eukaryota; Fungi; Ascomycota; Dothideomycetes; Pleosporales; Didymellaceae
Exons: 1
Source: RefSeq, a predicted model, not a curated record